Molecule: messenger RNA, 792 nt
Organism: Triticum turgidum subsp. durum (durum wheat)
Lineage: Eukaryota; Viridiplantae; Streptophyta; Magnoliopsida; Poales; Poaceae
Source: the annotation of a GenBank genome assembly
AUGGCGGAGCACAAGGAGGAGCCGGUGGCGGAGUCCAUGAUGGACAAGAUCUCCGACAAGUUCCACGGCGGCGGGGACUCCUCGUCGUCAUCCUCGGACUCGGACGACGAGAAGAAGGGGUCGGCGGCGGGCGUCAAGGCCAAGAUCUACCGCCUCUUCGGCCGCGAGAAGCCCGUCCACGCCGUCCUCGGCGGCGGCAAGCCUGCUGAUCUUGUUCUAUGGAGGAACAAGAAGAUCUCAGGAGGGGUGCUUGCUGGCGCUACGGCCAUCUGGCUGCUGUUCGAGAUCAUGGAGUACCAUCUGCUCACCUUGGUGGGCCACUGCCUCAUCCUCUCCCUGGCAACCCUCUUCCUCUAUUCCAAUGUCUGCAUUUUCAUCCACAAGUCUCCCCCGAACAUCCCUGAGGUGAAAAUUCCAGAGGACAUGACUGUAAACAUUGCACUAUCACUGCGGCAUGAGAUCAACCGGGGCUUCUUCACCUUGAGAGAGAUUGGUCAUGGUCGUGAUCUGAAGAAAUUCCUCAUUGUGAUCGGAGGGCUCUGGGUUCUUUCUGUUCUUGGGAGCUGCUGCAACUUUUUGACAUUGUCAUACAUAGUCUUUGUGGUGCUGUACACUGUGCCAGUUCUGUAUGAGAAGUACGAUGACAAGGUUGAUGCUUUUGGUGAGAAGGCCAUGAUCGAAUUGAAGAAGUAUUAUGCCAUCUUUGAAGAGAAGGUCCUGUCGAAGAUCCCGAAGGAACAAGAAGCACUAGAUCACAAGAGUUACCCUGCCGCGUAUUGCCAUCUGUGUUAA